AGCGCCGUGGGAGACUGGAGGUGUGAUAGUGAGCGCGGGACAAACGGGAAGCUGCAACCUCUCAAAGAUUAUCACUUGGACUCGGAACCCACAAAAGCGACGCGGCAAACUGUGAUGCAAUGUUUGGGUUCCCCGCGCUUAUUGACUUUAAAUUCAUCGAAGAUGCUUUACGGCGGAGACUAAGAUGGCACAGUUACCUGUUUGGAGAGAAGAUGGACCCUUUCUAUCCCUGACAAGCCCCUGAGAAUGGCCCUGGCCCCUGUGUACCAGUUCCAGGAGCUCCCUGAAGGUCUGGAGCUGGUGGCACCCUUUGGAAGAUUCAGGGUUCAUAGUGGAAUAGCUGUGGGCAGGUGUUGUGAGGUUUAUGAGGGGGAGGACUGUCUUCAGGGAGAGUGUGUGGCUGUGAAGGUGUUCCGGCGGCACCAGCAGUACCAGGGGGCGCUGCAGAGGGAGCUGUUCUUCCUCAAGUCCUUGGCGGCAACAGGAGCACCCCUAGUGCGGCACAUUGGAGAGCUGCAGUGGAGGGGCCGAGACAUCCUGGUGCAGGAGCUCCUUGGUCCCACACUGAGGGAUGUCCUGCUGAGCUACGACCACCAGCCCUGCUCACCCUGGCUCGUCACCACCCUCACCACACACCUGCUCAGGGGGCUGCAGCAUCUUCAUGACAAGGGAGUGGUGCAUGGGGACCUCAAGCCCCCAAAUAUUCUGUGGGAUGCAGACCUGGCAACCUUCAAGCUCAUAGACUUUGGUGUGAGCUUCACUACAUCGGAGGAGCUCACCCAUGCUGUGCAGAGCAAAGGGUAUCAGGCCCCAGAGUGUGUUGUGUGGAGCAAGGCUGUAGCGGAGGACAACUUGGAGUCAGCAGAGAAGCCAGGAACGGCAGCAGACGUGUGGAGCGCUGGCUGUAUUGUGGCAGAGUGCAUGAUCAAUAGACAGCUGUUCCCAGCGGGCUCCCAGUGUGAGGACGUGCCUGGGGACUUGCACUCCGCCAUCACCUCUGUUAAAACCAAUUUCCCUCCAAAGUACCUUGAGGAGUGCUACAAAUUCCUCUUAAGAUGCAUUCAGUUGUGCCCAGAGGACCGGAAAGGAGUCAGGCAGCUGCUGGAGGACCCCUGGCUGCAGCGGUGCCCUCGUCCUUCCUUCCAUGACCUCCUUCACCUCCCCACCUGUGUGGUGCGCUUCAUGGCACUGACGGACCCCCACCCGUAUCCACCACUGGCUUAUGAGAUGGAGAACAUGGUGGUGAGCCUGUGUGGCAGACAGGGGGCGGUGCAGGGCCACCACCUGGAGCCAUCGCUGGGUCACCUGUACGUCUGCUUCCACAGCGCCCGCAAGGCAGAGGCCGCCCUGGACCAGCUGUCUGGUGUGCCCUUCAUGGGACACACACUGGUGGCCACUUUUUACCCUCCAGAGUAUUGGAUGAGGAGAGAAUUCUUCUGAUGCUGAGGUGUGUGUGUGUGCGUGUGUGUGUAUGUGUUGGUGGAGCACAUAAGUGUUUGAGCAAUUGAGCUUUCCUUACUUUUCAGCAUUUGUAGAGUACAAAAUUGUUUUUUUAUUAGUGUGUGUGUGUGUGUGUGUGUGUGUGUGUGUGUGUGUGUGUGUGUGUGUGUGUGUGUGUGUGUGUGUGUGUAUGUUUGUUUUGUUUGUUUGUUUGUUUGUUUGUUUGUGUCUUCACUGCACGAAUUCAUGUUGGUUUAUCAUACUAGUCAUACAUGACAACUAGAUUUUAUAGGAAAAGCAGUCUUAAAGUAGCCAUGCUAUAGAAGACAACCAUCUCUAGUAGUACAUGUGCAAGACAAACCAGUAUUCAGAGGAAGCUUGCACAAUGGGGAGUUUUUGGAACUAAUUCGCCAGAUGUCAUUACUACUGCAUGUCCCUUAGUGACAUGAGCUAAAAUAUUGUUAUUACAAAUUCCAUGUGCAUACAGAUGCAUUCACUAUUGAUCAUUAUGAUACUUUCAAAAUUCUGCAUCAUUUAAAUAUCUUGUAUGGAUAAUUUUGAGAGAAGUUAGUCAAAAAAAUAAAUUUUUCAUGAUUAUUUAGUAAUACUGCUAUCAGUAUUUUAAAUACACGAUAUUACAAGUCUAAAAUAUAAUGAUUUGGACAAUGAUAAAAUAAAAAAAUAAGAGCACUAUAUAGUAUGACAUAACAUACUCAAUAACAUCGUGAUAUAUAGAUAUAGUUAUUUUUGUGGGAAUUUUAGCAUCUCUUUCAUGAAGCAAGCAACAUGGCAAAGUAAUUGAAAACCAAAACAAACAUCUCUCAGGACUGCUCUGACAUAACAGGAGAGGAAUAAAGGAAGCCACAGGUUCAUGGAGUGGCAUGGACACUGCAGCAGUAAUUAACUUGUUAUCCACCUACGUGUUUGUUAACUUCAACUUAGGUGGGCCAGUCAGAUGUUUGUUUUGGUUAGAUAUACAGCAUUAAUGUUUGUUUUGGUUAGAUAUACAGCAUUACUCUCACCAGGAAACUCAGAUUGCCUAUUUCCAGUUAAAAUUGUUAUUCCAUAUACUAGGAAGUUGAUCUGUGUAAUUUGGAGUUUUAAGUGGCACAGACAUGUUGCCUUCAUUUGUACUGUUAUCUACCUUAAUAUGCUUUCUAUUAAUGGUGUACUUUUUUUUGGAAAUCUCCAAGAUGAUCAAAUAAAUCUUAAUGCCAUAUUUACUAGAAAAUCAACUGAAAUAGUUUUGUUCUUGAAUAUAGUUCGAUUUUACUUGUGUUACUACUCAGAAGAAAUUGUGUAGAAAAUUAUAAUACAAGCUCAUUGCAUCUUUAUGUAUAUAGAAUGACACUUUAGACAUAUUUGAUAUUGCUCUUAUGCGUGAGAAGGGGGCAUAUCUGGUGCUGCCGCCAGGUGACAAUCACUAGUUUACCAAACUCCCCAUUGUGGAGGGAAGACCAACCUGACAGUGGGUGAACCAAACCCUGCACAGCUCUUCAAGUGUGGUUCUCAGAUUGUUUGGUACUUUGAUGAUAUAUUAAGUACAAUGCUGUAAUGUACCCAUCAGGCAUCAUUCAGAGCUGACUACCAAGGCAUCAGUACAGUAAUCCAUCCAAUGUCUGUCCUAAUUUGUACACGGCAAGUUGGGAUGUUGUGUCUGGCUGGAUAUUUUGGUCAUGUCUGAUUAACCCAUUCACUGCUGUCUGGUACAUCUUUCCUUAAUUACUAAUGAGUGCAGGACAUUUCUUCUUAUUCUACAGGCAUUCCCAAACAUUAUAUUGGAUAGAAACUGCAAAAUCUGUUCUUUUCGUCCCUUUCUUUCUUGUAGAUGCAUGUAAAGAUUUCAUGCAUUACUUUCAGUGCAUUGAAUUGUUACAUAUCACAGUGAAAGGGUUGAUUCUCAUCAUUUAUUAGACAACAGUAUGGAAAACAUCAAGACACAGCUACACCUGAAUACUGAUGAGUCUGGGUAGUGGAAGGGUUACUGUACAUGUUUAAUCAGACUGCAAAAUGAGAUUGAAGUUACAGUACUUGACUUAAUGCUCAUCUCUUGGUUCUGGAUUUGCACUUUAUUCAGAAUAUGUGGGUAGGUAUUUACCAAGCUUCAGGAGGUGUCUUAUAAGCCAUCAUAAUUAGUAUGUAAUUGUCUGUUUGUCCAAAGUUUUAUGGAGUACAAAUUAUAUUAAAUAUUUUAUAGUAAA
Messenger RNA from Scylla paramamosain (green mud crab), 3641 nucleotides. Its product is annotated as serine/threonine-protein kinase Kist-like. The record is from RefSeq and is a predicted model, not a curated record. Lineage: Eukaryota; Metazoa; Arthropoda; Malacostraca; Decapoda; Portunidae. Gene Ontology annotation, biological process: positive regulation of DNA-templated transcription; peptidyl-threonine phosphorylation; peptidyl-serine phosphorylation. Gene Ontology annotation, cellular component: nucleus. Gene Ontology annotation, molecular function: nucleic acid binding; transcription coactivator activity; protein serine/threonine kinase activity. Bases 247 to 1440 code for a protein of 397 amino acids. The transcript has 9 exons.